Triticum dicoccoides is the source of this 2145-nucleotide messenger RNA. RefSeq names its product wall-associated receptor kinase 2-like. The transcript is spliced from 3 exons. Gene Ontology annotation, biological process: cell surface receptor signaling pathway; protein phosphorylation. Gene Ontology annotation, cellular component: plasma membrane. Gene Ontology annotation, molecular function: protein serine/threonine kinase activity; ATP binding; calcium ion binding. The record is from RefSeq and is a predicted model, not a curated record. Lineage: Eukaryota; Viridiplantae; Streptophyta; Magnoliopsida; Poales; Poaceae. The coding region runs from base 1 to 2145 and encodes 714 amino acids.
AUGUCAACGGCCGCAUUCUUAUUGCCGGCGUUGCUCCUACUGCCGUCGUUGUUGGCAGCCACCGCAGCCGCGGAGGGCCGCACCAUCACCGUGUCACCGACAUGUCAGGGUAGCUGUGGCGGCGUCGACAUCCCUUACCCCUUUGGCAUCGGCGCCGGCUGCUUCCGCAAGGGCUUCAAGAUCAACUGCACAGACACGGGCGGUGCCGGCCCCGUGCCGCUCCUCAAUGGCACUUCCAUCCAGGUGGUCAACCUCUCCGUCGAUCCACCCGAGUCACGGGUGCUGCUUCCCAUUAGGUGGCAGUGCUAUAAAGUGAACGUCUCCGACGGUACAGUGGUACGCAAUAAGGACGACAAGACCACCUUCUACCCCGAGAAGAACGUACCUAUCGACGGCGUAUACCGCAUCUCCCACAAGCACAACGAGCUCUUCGUCCUCGGCUGCGCCACCAUCGGCAUCGUGAAGACCAACGAGAGCCAAACACUGGCCUCCGCCUUCGGGUGCAUGUCCUUCUGCCGCAAUGCCACGGCAGCACAGGACGGCCUGUGCGCCGGCGUCGGGUGCUGCAACAUACGCAUCCAGCCGGAGCUCACGAGCAUCAAGUUCGAGUUCCCCAACAUCAGGGAAUACCGGCCCGACAUGCUCAACUACAGCCCAUGCGACUACGCCUUCAUCGUCGACAAGGACAACUACACCUUCCAGAUCUCCGACCUGCUGCACAUGGACAGACCACGGACCAUGCCGGCGCGCCUUGACUGGGCUAUCCGCGAAAUGCCGUCCUGCACCGACGCCAAGGACGCGGCAGAUCAGUACGCCUGCAAGAGCAAUCACAGCGAGUGCGUCGACUCCGCCAAUGGGACUGGCUAUGCCUGCAAGUGCUCCCAAGGCUACGAGGGCAACCCGUACCUUGUCGGCGAAAGCGGAUGCACCGAUAUCAAUGAAUGCAACGAUCCAGGGAAGUAUCCUUGCUUGCAGCCGGGAGAAUGUGCGAACAACGAAGGAUCUUAUGACUGCCCCUGUCCUCCGGGUUAUCGUAACCAUGACGCCAAAAUAGAAAAGUGUACCUUACUUCCUUCAAGUUUCCCACUGGCAGCAAAGAUCUCCAUAGGUAUCAUUUCGGGCUCCUCCUUAUUACUUGUUGCUCUACUUUCGAAGCUACUGAGGCUCCAAAGGAGAAGAACGAAGGGCUUGUUUAAGAAGAAUGGAGGUUUGGUCCUUCGAGAUGUGAGAACUUUAAAUAUCUUCACAAAGAAGGAGAUAAACAAAAUCACCAAGAACCAAUCAGAGGUCCUUGGUAAAGGGUGCUUUGGCAAAGUAUACAAAGGGAUUCUUCCAGAUGGUACGACAGUGGCAGUAAAAACCUCCAUCAAGAUAAACAAAGUUCGAAAGGAGGAAUUUACCAAGGAAGUGGAAAUCCAGUCACAGAUGAUCCACAAGAACAUCAUCAAACUCAUCGGCUGCUGCUUGGAGGUGGAUGUUCCAAUGUUGGUGUAUGAGUUCGCUGCUAAUGGGAGUCUGCAAGACAUUCUCCAUGGUAACACUCACCUCUCUAAUUUCCCACUAGACCUGCGACUGGAUAUUGCAAUUGGUGCUGCAGAAGGGUUAUCUUAUAUGCACUCAUCAACAAGUCGUACCAUCCGGCAUGGGGAUGUCAAGCCAGCCAACAUACUUUUAGAUGAAAAGAACAUGCCAAAAAUCUCGGAUUUCGGGACAUCAAAGUUUCUUACAAAGGACAAAAAUCACACCGGGCUUGUUGUAGGCAGCAUGGAAUAUAUAGACCCGAUGUUCCGUGAAACGGGACAAUUAACACAGAAGAGUGAUGUUUACAACUUUGGAGUUGUACUCUUGGAACUCAUCACCAGAAAGCCAAUUGUGUAUGAUGGAAAUCAUAGGCUCAUAGUUGACUUCUGUGAUGUUUAUAAGAAAGAAAACAGUGGAGAGGCAAUGUUUGACAAAGAUAUUGCAACUGAAGAAGAUACUUACAUACUGGAAGGGAUUGGAAGACUGGCUGUAAAGUGUUUAGCAAAUGUUGUAGAAGAUCGUCCAGAGAUGAAGGAGGUAGCAGAACGACUUGCCAUGCUUAGAAGAGCUAGGAAAACUGGGAACAUAAACAACAAAAGCCCCAAUUACUUUGAGGAAAUUUAA